AUGAAAGAUUUGCUUGUUGAAAAGGGGCCUAUUAGGGAAACUAACAUCAAUUUCCCUAGAGAUAAUAUAGGUAGACACUUCUAUGAUGAAUUUUAUGUUCGUAAGUUACGUAAUGGUGAUUGUCAUGAUAGAAAGUGGUUAGUUUAUUCAAAAGAGCUAGAUAAAGUCUUUUGUUUUUGUUGCAAACUUUUCAAAGAAGGUCGGUCAAAAAGCCAAUUAGCAACUGUUGGAUUAAGUGAUUGGAAACAUCUUGGUCAACGAUUAAGCACUCAUGAAAAUAGCAUUGAGCAUAUGACUAGCUUGGGAAUUUGGUCCGAAUUGCGAUUGAGAUUGAGUAAAAAUGAAACACUUGAUAAAGAGCUACAAGAGUUGAUAAAAAAGGAUACUGAUCAUUGGAAAGAAGUUUUGGUUAGAAUAAUUGAUGUUGUUAAAUGUCUAGCAAAGAAUAAUAUAGCUUUYCGUGGGAAAAAUGAAAGACUUUUUGAAGAAUCUAAUGGUAACUUCUUAGGCGUAAUUGAAAUGAUUGCCGAGUUUGAUCCGGUUAUGAAACAACACUUUCACCGUAUCAAAGAAAAAAAAACUCAUUAUCAUUAUCUUAGCCACAAGAUUCAAAAUGAAUUGAUUGACAUGUUGGCAUCUAAUGUUAAGAGUGCAAUCAUUAAAAAGAUCAAAGAGGCAAAAUAUUUUUCAGUUAUUCUUGAUUGUACUCCGGAUGCAAGUCAUCAAGAACAAAUGACUUUGAUUUUAAGAUGUGUUGACGUGUCCRGCUCUCCUAUACAAGUAGAAGAGUUCUUUUUAGAGUUUUUGGUGGUAGAAGAUACAUCUGGUUUAGGACUUUUUAAUGUAUUACAAGAUGUUUUGAAAUCACUURAUUUGGAUAUCAAUUAUGUGCGGGGACAAGGGUAUGACAAUGGCUCUAAUAUGUAA
Molecule: messenger RNA, 927 nt
Organism: Cynara cardunculus var. scolymus (artichoke)
Lineage: Eukaryota; Viridiplantae; Streptophyta; Magnoliopsida; Asterales; Asteraceae
Product: zinc finger MYM-type protein 1-like
Exons: 1
Coding region: 1-927 (308 amino acids)
Source: RefSeq, a predicted model, not a curated record